Messenger RNA from Aspergillus wentii DTO 134E9, 2046 nucleotides. RefSeq names its product FAD-dependent oxidoreductase. Bases 193 to 1899 code for a protein of 568 amino acids. The transcript has 5 exons. Gene Ontology annotation, molecular function: FAD binding; oxidoreductase activity. The record is from RefSeq and is a predicted model, not a curated record. Lineage: Eukaryota; Fungi; Ascomycota; Eurotiomycetes; Eurotiales; Aspergillaceae.
CCCCCCUUCACCUUCACCUUCACCCAGACAGCUCCUUUGGGUCAUUGCUUGCCUCUGCAUGCAGCAUCGUGCCAUCAUGACGCGGUCCCGGGCGAGGCUUUUCCCGUGUUCGAUUCUCUAUAUCUACCGGCAUGUAUCCCCUCGAUCAACUUCAGAUGCAAUCAUUCAUUCAUCGCAAUCGCAGUUGCAACAAUGCAGAUCAGGCCUUCAUCCUUGUUCUUCGCCCUUGUCGGGGCCACGUCGGCUCUGCAGAACACCACUUCUGCGGCCCAGUGUCGAUGCAUGCCGAAUUCGUCUUGCUGGCCGUCGGUUGAUGAAUGGUCGCAGUUCAAUUCCUCUGUUGCGGGGAGACUGAUCAAGACUGUUCCUCUGGCUUCGCCGUGCCAUGCUCCCAACUACAAUGCGACUGAGUGCCAGUAUCUCCAGGAUCAGUGGACACAGCCUGCUUUGCAUGAUGAGUCUUCUUCAUCUAUCAUGGCUGCUGCUGUGGCCAAUGGAAGCUGCGACCCAUUCACAUCUCCAUCCAGUCCUUGUCGUCUGGGAAAUAUGGUGUCGUAUGCUGUCAAUGUCUCUUCUGCAGAGGAAAUCGCCCGGACCAUGUCUUUUGCUGCUGAAAAGAACAUCCGAUUUGUGAUUCGUAACACUGGCCAUGACUACAUGGGCAAAUCCUCAGGCGCCGGUGGUCUCUCCAUCUGGACGCAUCAUCUCAAGAACAUCACCAUCCACGACUAUUCCUCGGCAAAAUACACCGGACCUGCAGUCACCAUUGGUGCCGGAGUCCAGGGCGCAGAAGUCUAUGCUGCAGUGCACAAGGAAAACAUGGUCAUGGUCGGUGGUGAAUGCGCCACUGUCGGUCCUGCUGGAGGGUACGCGCAAGGAGGUGGUCACUCGGCCCUCAGCUCACGAUACGGACUCGCAGCCGAUCAGAUCUUGGAGUGGGAAGUUAUCGAUGGUAAAGGUCGCCAGCUGCGCGCUUCACCCACGGAGAAUGCAGACCUCUACUGGGCUCUGACCGGUGGCGGCGGUGGUACUUACGGCGUCGUCACCUCGAUGACAGCCAAGAUCUUCCCCGAAUUCCCCGUUGCCGGUGUCGUUCUGGAGUUCGAGUCAGACCCUAACAACCUCGAUCCCUUCUACGAAGCGGUGGAAUACUACCACUCUCUUGUUCCUGUUCUGACAGCCGCUGGCGGCAUGGCCAUUGCGCGUGUCCAGAGCUCCUCGUUCCUUCUGACGCCUCUGACUCUGCCCGACACCACUCUGGACAAGGCCCUUGAACUGAUCACGCCUUUUACCGACAAGCUGGACAGCCUGAACAUCAGCUACGCGAUGAAUCUCACACAUUCCCCGUCAUACCUGGACCACUACAACACGCUCAUCGAGCCAAACCCAACCCAACUCGUCGACAACGGCCAAUACGGCGGCAAAUUGAUCCCACUGUCAGUGAUUGAACAGUCCAACUCUGACCUCACCGCUGCCAUGCGCAAAAUCACCCAGGACGGCGUGACCUUUGUCAGUAUCGGAUUGAAUGUCUCAUCUGCUGUGGCCGGACAGACUAACAACUCUGUUCUCCCAACGUGGAGAACGGCCGCGAUGGAUGUUAUUCUCUCAACAUCCUGGCCCGAACACGCGAACCUCAAAAAGAUGAAACAACUAGCCAACGAUAUGACCAAUAAGUGGGUCCCACUGUUGGAGUCACUCACUGACGACCGUGGCUGCUACAUGAACGAGGCCGACCCCCAACAACCAAACUGGCAAGAAGCCUUCUACGGACCCAACUACGACCGUCUCCUAUCCAUCAAGCAAAAGUACGAUCCCGAGGGCCAGUUCUAUGCGCACACUGCGGUGGGCAGUGAAAAGUGGGUGGAGGAAGAUGAUGGACGGUUGUGUCGGGCUACUUAAUCGUAGAGGUGUCUGGAUUGAUCGGUAUUAAUUAAUUAUUUGCGAUUUUGUUUAUGUAGAUAUUUAUAGAUCGAGGUGAAGAUUUUGAGAGUUUGAGAAUUUGAAUUUACUGUUAUAAAUACUUGUUUGAUGUAAUUUGGGUAUGGG